AUGGGCCUCUUUAAGGUGCUAGCGAGUGCGCUGGGAAUGAAGAAAACGCAGGUCCGUAUCCUCGUUGUAGGACUUGACAACAGUGGCAAAACGACGCUAGUGAAUCAUCUGAAGCCCAAGAAGAGCCAAUCUCGUGAGGUCGUCCCCACCAUCGGCUUUCAAGUGGAGGAAUUCACAAAAUCCAAUCUCAACUUUACUGUUUUCGACAUGUCCGGUCAAAGUCGCUACCGAAGUUUGUGGGAGAACUACUACAGCGACGUUCAGGCAAUUAUCUACGUGCUAGACUCCACCGACGCCAUCCGUAUGUGUGUGGCCAAGGACGAGCUAGAGCAGCUUGUUGAACACAAGGAACUGUCAUCCAAGAAAGUCCCGAUCCUUUUUUUCGCCAACAAGAUGGAUCUGCCGAGUGCGCUCACACCCGUCGAGUGCAUGCAGCAACUCGAACUCGACAGUCUAGGGAGCAAGUCCUGGCACAUUACUGCAAGCAACGCUGUUACCGGUCGUGGAGUGGAAGAAGGCAUCGAAUGGCUUGCCGACCAGUUCGCUAAGGGUAAAUCCCGGAAGUGA
This is a messenger RNA of Phytophthora infestans T30-4, 567 nucleotides long. Its product is annotated as ADP-ribosylation factor family. The transcript has 2 exons. Gene Ontology annotation, biological process: vesicle-mediated transport; intracellular protein transport; cilium assembly. Lineage: Eukaryota; Oomycota; Peronosporomycetes; Peronosporales; Peronosporaceae. Gene Ontology annotation, cellular component: axoneme; cytoplasm. Gene Ontology annotation, molecular function: GTPase activity; GTP binding. Bases 1 to 567 code for a protein of 188 amino acids. The record is from RefSeq and is a predicted model, not a curated record.